Girardinichthys multiradiatus is the source of this 5687-nucleotide messenger RNA. Its product is annotated as cyclin-dependent kinase 17-like. The record is from RefSeq and is a predicted model, not a curated record. The coding region runs from base 1197 to 2729 and encodes 510 amino acids. The transcript has 16 exons. Gene Ontology annotation, biological process: neuron projection development; protein phosphorylation; exocytosis. Gene Ontology annotation, cellular component: nucleus; cytoplasm; synaptic vesicle. Gene Ontology annotation, molecular function: ATP binding; protein kinase activity. Lineage: Eukaryota; Metazoa; Chordata; Actinopteri; Cyprinodontiformes; Goodeidae.
AAAAGUGGAAAAGCAACUAGGAUGCCAGAGAAAUCUAUCAAAAAGCCCCUGGGCUUAAUUUUACCCUUGGAGAGUGAUACGAACAAGGAGCCGGAGAGUAGGGAGCAAGUGAACAUGAGAGAGAGGAGGGGAAUAGGGACGAGAUUGAGAAAGGGGCUGAUCAUGCAGAAAAUUUUGUCAUCAGUUCAUGCCUUGAAAAACAGCACUGAUCUCCAAUACCAUCUCCGAUCUCAGUGCGAGCGAGGGAGAGAUGGUAACAAGAGGAGGCAGAGGAAAAGCGAUUGCUAUCAUAAGAGAGGGAGGGAGUAUUGGCAAGGUGAAGGGAGGCAGCGAGAGGACUGAAGCACUGAUAGGAGUGCCACAGGCAAGGAAGGAGUGAUUGAGAAAGGGGAGUGGAAGGGAGAAAGCAGCAUAACAGCCUGAAUAGAGUGUACAGGAUAAGAGUGGGAUCGCAGAAGACAUCAGGAGAAACAUCUGAAACGAGAGAAAAGAAAUCAAAGAAAAGAGGAAUCUGGACUUCACAUGCAAAGAAAAGUAACAAGGGAUUUAGGGGGAGAGAAGAUCUGGUAGUCGAUGAGGUCAGAUAGUUGAGCAUGUGACGGAUGAAACUGUUUUUUCCCUUGGAGGCGUACGAUUGGACUGUGUUGUGAAUCUCUGCACGUGUUUGCUUGCUUGUGUCACGAAAAUACGAAUGAAGACAGAACACCUGUUAUUCUAUGAGUUUGCAUGCAUUGGGUAAUAUCUGCAGCAUUUUACCUACCUGCACGCUGUUUGACCUUCCUUAGUCAGCAGGAGGAGUGUGACUGCAGAGAAAAAGAAGAGAGAAAGGAAAAGAGGUGAAGGGAGGGCGACUCUACAGAAAAAAACCCCGAAAGAGAGAGAGUGUUAAAGUGGAGUUGCAGCUGAGGGAGUUGUUGCUGUGAUUACUGUGCUUGCACUGUCCUCACAGUCUUAGACCUGCUCGCAUCUGCUUGGAGCUCCUGUGGUGAUACAGUGUAUUGGAUUUUUGCUUGGACCUUUAAUCAUCUACAGCUUCUAAGACAAGACUCCCACCUGUAUCUAUGGACUAACACAGCUGAAAUGACCUCAGUUUUUAAAAAGGCCUGGAUUUAGUUUUCCUACUUUGUGAACUACAUUUCUGAACAUUUUAGGGUAUUUUCAAAUGCUAGUGCUGUGAGUGUUCCUCAAGAACGAAUAUGUCAGACAAUCCUCAAGGGUGUUUUGGACUUGCUCCCAGGGUGGGAGACUCCAAGGUUGGAGAUGCUAAAACGGGAGAGGGGAUGAGAAUGGGAGAGAGAGACACUCCACUGAGGCUGUCGCCUUUCCGUAUGCUUCGAAUGCUGGAUUCAUGCCGCCAACCAGGAAACCGGAUCGGCAUCGUCCAUGAAAAUGUGAAGAUGGGUUCGGAUGGUGAAAGUGAUCAAGCAUCUGGGACAUCCUCUGAUGAGGUUCAGAGUCCAGUGAGAGUCCGUAUGAGGAACAAUAACCAUCGCCGCAUAUCUAAUGAGGACAUAAACAAGCGGUUGUCUCUCCCUGCUGAUAUCAGACUGCCAGAGGGCUACUUGGAGAAGUUCGCCAUGAACAGCCCACCAUUUGACAAACCCAUGAGCCGCAGACUUCGACGCGCAUCACUGUCUGAAAUUGGUUUUGGGAAACUUGAGACGUACAUCAAACUGGACAAGCUGGGCGAGGGAACCUACGCUACAGUGUUUAAAGGCCGAAGCAAGCUGACAGACAAUUUGGUAGCUCUGAAAGAGAUACGCCUGGAGCAUGAAGAGGGUGCACCCUGCACAGCCAUAAGAGAAGUGUCUCUGCUGAAAGACUUGAAACACGCCAAUAUUGUCACUCUCCAUGACAUCAUCCACACUGACAAGUGCCUGACUCUGGUGUUUGAAUACCUGGAAAAAGACCUCAAGCAAUAUAUGGAUGACUGUGGGAGCAUCAUGAGUAUUCACAAUGUCAAGAUCUUCUUAUUUCAGCUUCUAAGAGGUCUAGCCUACUGCCACAGAAGGAAGGUUCUCCACAGAGACCUUAAACCCCAGAACUUGCUCAUCAAUGAAAAAGGAGAGCUCAAACUGGCAGAUUUUGGUUUAGCUCGGGCUAAGUCUGUCCCCACAAAGACGUACUCAAAUGAAGUCGUGACGUUAUGGUACCGACCACCAGAUGUUCUUCUGGGCUCAACUGAGUACUCCACACCCAUUGACAUGUGGGGCGUUGGCUGCAUCUUUUAUGAAAUGAUCACAGGCAGACCUCUCUUCCCAGGAUCAACUGUGGAAGAUGAACUGCACCUCAUAUUUCGUAUUCUUGGUACUCCCACAGAAGAGACUUGGCCCGGGAUCACUACAAGUGAAGAGUUUAAAACGUACAAUUUCCCCCGCUACCAUGCUGAACCCAUUGUCAACCAUGCACCCAGGAUAGACAGCGAUGGUCUUGACUUGCUGUUAAAGCUCUUACAGUUUGAAGCGAAGAACCGCGUAUCAGCUGAGGAGGCUUUGAGACACCCUUAUUUCAGAACUCUAGGAGAGCAUGUUCAAUCGCUGCCUGACACUGCAUCUAUCUUCUCUGUAAAAGGCAUCCAACUGCAUAGAGAUCCAGGGAAGAGGUCCUCAAUUCACCCAGAUUCAACAGUGGCCCAUAAGCUAGGCUCUGCACCCUCGCAGUACUUCCAGAGAGAGGCAGCCAAUCCCAGGGCUCAGAGUCACAAUCUCUCCUCCACUUCCACUGGCUGACUGGGCCCUAUCAAUCUGGCCAGGGGAAGAAUAGAAGGCAGAGUGUAUUGUUUUAGUGCUGGUGGGGCGGUGAGAUGCAGAGGACAGUGACACAUGGAGCUGUCUCGUCCAAACAAACAAUUACCAACCCCACCACACAAUCUGAAGGAGCGACGCACACCCUACCACAUAAAGUCACACACUCCUACUAGAGGAAAAGACAGACCUACACAUGCAACAUGCACACUCAUGCAGGGAACGUGAUAACAAAACCACACAAAACUAUGGCUGAGAAUUGCAAAAAUUCUAAUUUAUAGACCAAGACUCUGUUCAAUCCUAAAGAUGAAAAAGAAUAAUAAAAAAGGUGUGAUGCCAGAAGAAAAGUUGGAGAAUAUAUGGUUCUCCUUGCUGCUACUACCACUGUUGUCCAGAAGAGGGCAGCGUUAUAAUGUGAGCUGACUCAGAUUUGAAACAGAACUUGCUGUAUCAGUGAGCUGUAAGGAAGGAGUCAAAGUGAACAUGAGUAAGAGGUGUCCACUCUCACUUUCUGUUCACAUUAUUGCUGUAAAUAAGACUAAGCAGUUGAACUCUUGCUUUUUUCAUAGCACACCUCACCCUGAAUCCUAACUCUAAAGCAUUGCACCUCAAUCCUAAACCUUUACCUGACCCCUUAAAUGAUCUUUCUCUGUCUUUUUUUUAUAACUAUCUUAAACACAUUGACUCACACUGAUGGCUCACUUGAAAGUGGCGAGUGUGGGGAAAAUUGGAGUUUACAGAGAUAAACAUUUGCACCUUAUUGCCCCGCAGAGGUCAGGGUGGCUGUUUCUGUUACCUCAUCGGUCGCUCCAGCAGAGUAGGAUGCCAAGUACACGACUGAACAAGAAUCAAUUGAGAAACCAAAAAUGAACCCACUAAAAUCAUACAACAUGGAUAUUUUUUGCACUACUUCACUACUUUAUAUUUGAAAACACUCUGCAUUCCUGCAAAGGUGUAAAGAACAUUAUACUGCAAGAUGCUGUCGUUCUGUUUUGAGAAGGAAAACGCUGAACAGGUAAAGGAAGUGUACAAAUCCUCACCUACUGAUUCCAAGACACCCCUCCCCUUGUCCUUUUUGCCUUGAUUGAGAAGCUUUGUUGUCUCAUGUGAGAUGUUAAUGUUAAACUGUCCCCUUUGUAUCUGAUUUUUUACCUCUAACUCAUGAGUAGAUCCUUAAACUAUCUUCUGUCAAACCUUAUGUGCUUUUUUUUUUAUAUUUUACUUUUUUUAAAUACAAGAAAUUUGUAUAUAUGAUCAUGAGAUUUACUUUUUCAGAAGAAGCAAUGAUUAUUCCAGGAUGCUGUUCUCAGUCUUAACAGUGGGUGAUUAGCUGGGGACGUGUUGCACAUUCCUUGAGCUCAGGACUUUUUGCUCGUGUUGUUUCUGUGGAUGCUGUGAGGUGCAGGUGAUUGCGUGUCUCCCCAGUAGAGCAAAUCAUGGUCCGAAGUCCUUUGCAAUGCUGGUUUAUAUUGUAUGUAAAGAAUUUCAGUCUGUGUUGUCACUCAUUCUGUGUUAAAUCCAAUGCAUCAUUGCUGUUUAGAGACUACCUUACAUUAAGUCCAUUCUCGUCAUGUUUUUAAGCAUGUUUCUAUGUUAAACACAUGUUUUUAUGUUGGUAUGUGGAAUAGCUGUUGCAGGAAGAGGAAUACCUCCUUCAAGUGUUGCAUGGGACAUCAUUAUAUCACCUGAUUAUUACAACAACACAUAAUAUGAACCUGAAGUACCAAAAACAACACAAAGAAAAUGACUGCACAGUGUGACGUUCUGGCUGGGACCAGAAGGGUUGUACAACAAAUCAAAGUCAGCUGAAACGCCGUACUUAGACACUCAAACACGCAGUGCCCUCCAUAUGUCCUGCCACCUCCUCGUAAAGAUGUGUGAAAAGCAAACUCAAUUAAAAAAACUAAUUAAAAUACAGCACAAAAAAUCAUGUUUUAUUGCAGUAGCCUAAUUUCACACAAAUUUGAAAAAUUGAGAAAAAUAUAUUCAGCAGAAAAACAAAUCCUCAUUUAUGUAUUUUGUUUUCUUUUUACAAAAUUAUUGGCAAUGUAUUCAAUGUAACUGGAGCUUUUUCUAAUUAUAUUUUAAGUUAAAUAUAGUAAACAUGUUUAAUUACUAAUCCAUGGCUUCCUGUUUCCCUGAGAUAUAGAUAUGGUGUGACAGACCCCCUUAGCUACUCUUCAAACUAUAAAAGACAAAAUAGCGUAUCAUGUAAGUAAGGCAAAUGUGUUCAUAAGUCAGGAAAUCUACAGUUAGGCAACAGUUAAUAAGAUUAAAAAAGAUUAACUUGUUCUGUGGUGACAAGAUAAACUUGUCAUAGAAGCAAGAUGGAUUUUUACGGAGAUAAAAAAAAGUCUCUAAAGCUCACUGUUGGAUAACUGCUGCAGGUUUUUCAGUUUCAGAUUAUUUUACUGUAAUAAAAUAUUAUUCAUUAAUAUUUUAAUCAUUUCAAUUUCUACAUAUUUUUACUUGGUGUGCUAAUAAGUGUGGAGGGUGCUGUAUUGUGCAUUGAUCCGUUUUGGUUUUACGGGCUGCCAGAACCGGGAUGACUGACGUCAGUCCUCCCAAACACCAGGUGUUCAAGCACACAACUGCUGUUUUUACACACCAGUUUGCUCACAUGUCAACAUGUACUGUAUCUGUCAGAAGGCCUGUUAAUGUACGUCAGAGUUCUGACGUUGACCUCAGGCCAUUUCUGUGUUUUCUCUGAAAUGGAUUUAGAAUGAGUCAAGUGAUCCCAUGCCUCUGUCCGUCAUAAGGACUACUAAUUUUCCUAGAGUGUGACCGUAUGUAGCAUGUACAUAGAUUAUCCCUCACUCUGUAUAUACAGAAAUGUACAGGUUUGAUAGAACUAUUCACAUUCUAGAUUUGUCUCCUUUUUUGCUUUUCUUUAUUAAAAGGCUUAGCAAUAUUUCUGUAAUCAAUAAAAAGCCAUUGAAAUUG